Molecule: messenger RNA, 4773 nt
Organism: Xyrauchen texanus (razorback sucker)
Lineage: Eukaryota; Metazoa; Chordata; Actinopteri; Cypriniformes; Catostomidae
Product: prominin-1-A-like
Exons: 24
Coding region: 205-2631 (808 amino acids)
Cellular component (GO): microvillus; apical plasma membrane; prominosome
Molecular function (GO): cholesterol binding
Source: RefSeq, a predicted model, not a curated record
AUUUCAGUCUCGAAGUCUCUCGUUCUUUCAUUGCUUCAGUCAAUGCAGCUUCAAAGUUGACCUCAGGUUUCUCUGUGAGAGAAAGAUCAGAUCAGUCACUGGAUCUCACCAUGUUCGAACUGGGUUGAAGAAUGUUCAGGUGAAUUUUGAGAACAACAGGAAUAGAGUCAUGAGCCAGAAGCCCAUUAUAAUGGACUACUAAUCAUGAUGGGGUCCAGAAUGAAUGGCCUGGAGUUUGGGGCUAUCAUAUGCAGCUGCUUUUUGCUGCUGCUUCCUUUGCCAUGUGUGCAACCCUCAUGUUCAAAAGAAACAAUGAGACCAGAGCUACAAAGUACAACUUUAACAGCUUCUCAACUGACCUUCAAUAGUGCCUUUAUGUCUCCAAUUGUAAACUCUUUCCUGGACUCUGUCCAGCCCAAUCCUUUCCCUAAAGAUUUGGUGGUUAGAAUGAUAAAAGACUUAAGUGUAAUCACACAAGGAGACACGGUUAAAGAGAUUUUGCGGUAUGAGAUAGGUUUUCUGGUCUGCGUGGCCAUUGGUAUCCUAUUCAUCAUCUUCAUGCCACUAAUUGGCCUAAUCUUUGCCUGCUGUCGUUGCUGUGGUAACUGCGGGGGACGCAUGUACCAGGAACAGACAGCGAACAUCCAUUGCAAGCGGAAAAGAUUUUAUUGGUCCACAUUUGUCAUCACUGCACUAAUUCUGGCUGGGAAUGUUUGCAUGUUCCUCAGCAGUACAUACACUUCAGAGACUGUGAUGCACAGCUCCAGUGAACUCACCAACAUAUUGGAAAAUGUCAAAGUCUAUCUUGCCUCUGUUCCAGUGCAAAUCCAACAAGUGGUGGAUGAGAGCUCAGUGACCGUGGAUAAAGUUAAAUAUAACUUAAAUGAAACUGGGCCCUUGAUUGGCAAAUUGAUCCAGAAUGGUCUUAAAGAUCCCCUCAGCCCAGCACUAAACUCCAUUAUGGAAAUAGCUCAAGUGAUAAACAGCACCAGUGUUGGAUUGUUACAGGUUAAUAUGACCUUGGAGCAGUUGAAACCAAAGGUGGAUGAGCUACAUGCUAAUUUAUCUGCAGUGUCGCAGCACAUUAAUACCACUCUGCACAUGUCAGAUUGUGUAAACUGCAUUUCCCUUCAGCCAGAACUGGACAAACUCUCUGUGGAUGCAAAUCUUGAUUUUCCUGAUCAGAAUGGCCUGAGGUCUGCUGUAAACAAGGCAGUUAUUCUUGACAUAACUGGACAAGCAAAUAAGGGGAGAGACUUUUUUGACAGCAUUCCACAGAAGGUGAGACUUGAGACCAGGCAAGGUGUGCUCGUGGCUCUAUUGGAGCUUGAGAAAUUAAAAAUCCAGAUCUCAGGCAUGUCUAAAGACCUUCCUCUUGGUCCCCUGAAGAAUAUCUCAAGCCCAUUAACUGACAUGCAGAGAUCUAUUUCAAAUUAUACUUCAUUGUUUGAGGAGUCAAGAAAAAUCAGCUGGGCUGUUGGAUUGAUUCUGAGCUGUGUGAUCUUGCUGGUGGUGGUAUGCAAUUUGCUGGGUCUGCUGCUGGGUCCAGUUGGUCUACAGCCCAAAGAUAACCCCACAGAACGUUCCUGCACAUCCAACUGUGGAGGAAUAUUUUUCAUGAUAGGAGUAGUUUUCAGCUUCCUGGUGUCCUGGAUCUGCAUGAUAGUAGUGUUGAUACUUUUCAUAGUAGGAGGGAAUACUUACAGCCUUGUCUGUAAACCAUGGGAGAACAAUGAACUCAUCAAGGUUGUUGAUUCUCCAGGGCUGAUUCAAGGGUUUGACCUGGCUAGGACUCUGAAUUUAAAGACAAACCUGACAAUUGCCAGUGUGUACAGUGAUUGCCAGAUGAAUAAGCCUUUAUGGACCACACUUCAUCUAAAUGAGCUUAUCGACCUAAAUAGUAUUUUAAAUGUUUCAAAGCACACAGAGCAGAUCUAUCGGACAUUCGAGCAGGUAAAAAUCAACAUUGCAAGUAUCUCAAUCCUCACUCCGGAGAUAAAGUCCCAGCUACGCGACUUCUCUGGCAGUGCCAGCACUUUGAAUUUCAGCAGCAUUAUGCAGCAGAUCACUAAUAUUUCAGAGACUAAUUUGAGCUCAGCUGCAGAGAGUUUGGAUGUAUUGGCUUCCAAACAGAGCAACCAAAUUAUCAGAAAUGAACUGCAUGGUGAAGCUAAAGAUCUGCAAGCCCUCCAGACUGGGAUUACUUCUACCAUUAUGCCCUUGCUGCUGGAACUGAACUCCACCAUUAAGAAUCUUAGUGGAAUAGCCUCACAAAUCAAUGCAACUGUGGAGAAUGUUCUCCUGAAAGUUGGCUAUGCUCAGGAUGUCCUGAACUACAACAUAUCACAAAUAGUGAAAAGUAUGAGCAGGACAUUCUUAGACUGUCAAUUGAAAAUUUUUCUGGCAUAUGUUCAAUGGGCAAAUCAAACGAUCACAGAGAGGGUGGGUCGCUGUGGGCCUGCAGUUGAAGCAAUAGAUAGAUCAGCAAAACUAGUCUGUGGUCAUUUUGUGGCUGCUUUGAAUUCCUUUUGGUUCAGUUUGGGCUGGUGUAUGCUAUUCCUCAUCCCCAGCAUAAUUUUCUCAGUUAAACUGGCCAAAUACUACCGCAGGUUGAAGUUUGCAGAUGUAUGAGAACAACCACAUCACAGUGAAUCUUUUUUCCAUGGCUCAACUCAAAUCUUCAUCAAUGAAAAAUGGGAAACAGCACAUAUUCAGUACUUAAAAUUGCACUCAGUGAUUCCUGAGAAACACUGUUGAUAUUCGAACUCAACUGCCAAAACAAACACACCCCUCCCUUCAGUGCUCCUUUGGAAGUGGAGGCCUCUUUCUCAUAGCUGAAGCAAAGUAAUAAUCGAAUACAUUAAUAAACAGCAGACAAGAAAGCACAAAAACAGCAUACAAAACACAGCAACUAGCGAGAGUUAGUUGUUUAGUUUGAUUUGACCACAGUGACCGAAGAGGGUGCUACAAAACAUGUCUUUUUAAAUCUUUGUGGCUAUAAAAUCCUUUGCAAAUGUUGUGCAGACAAAUACCAUUAGACAAUUAGAGCAAACAACAACACAGCAAGUAAAGUAAAUAACGUUAGCUAUGUAGUAGUGGCUGUGUCUCGUUUCGAAGGCUACGUGCUAGGUAGGACGCUUCCUUUGAAGGCUGCAGUAUACUAAGAAUCCUCCUUUAAACAAAUCUCAUUUAAACGAGAUGGCCUUCAUAGGACAAAUGAAAACAGAACGUAAUAUGGUUGCUAUGCCAGCACGCCACUCUUUAACAAGCGCUAGUGCUUUGAGUGAGAAGGGAACAAAGUCCCUUUAGAAUGGAAUGUAUGAGGUAAAUUUUAGGAGAGUUAUAAUGAUGUAAAGAGAAAAGAAAAUAGAUUUUACAGGUGUAGCCUACUUAUAGUCUAAUACUUUAUUUUAAUUAUAUAUUAAUAUAAUUAUACAUAAUUAUAAUUAAUACUAAAUCUAACAUCAUAACAACAGCAUAUAUAUAGGUUCUGUGAAACAUAGCAAAAUGUAUGGUACCCACCUACCGAGAGGAAAAAGAGCAACUUCUGCAUCUGUCUUCAAGUCUUUUACCUCUCGGAGGUCUCUCCACCGCUUAAAAGCCUCGCCGAUGUUGAUGCAGCUCCUAGCCCUCGACUUAUCAUAAUCCUUCUUGCUCUACCCCCACCCUCCAUCCUAUCCAUUUGAAUUUGACAAAAGUGUACUGGAUUAGAAUUACUGGCCUUUAAAUAGUUAAUAUUUAUAAAGACUGUAAAGUUGAACUUAUACACACUGACCAAGUGAUCAUUGAACAUUUACUCAAAACAAAUACACAUACACACCUACAUUUGAGAAUUUUCAAUACUAUUAUGUGUUUAGGUUUUUAUUAUAAGUAUUUUUCUGUACAGUACUGGCCUACAAUGGCAAAACACAGUGGACAACUUGGAAGCUGAGAAAAUUGCUUCAAACUUUAUGGUUUUAUUGUAGUUACUGCAAUUUUACACUGUAGUUUUCUCUGAAUCUUGGCAUAGGUGAGCCAAAUCCUGCAUUUGUGUAUGUGUAGUUACUGCAUUUCACCUUUGCUCUGUAAUGUAGACCAGGGUUUCUCAAGCAUUGGGUCGUGACCCAAAAGUGGGUCGCUGAUCAUUGUCUGCUGGGUCACGAGAUCUUUUCUGUCAUGAGUACAAAUGACCAGUGAGAAGGAUAGAACUGUACAUUUGCAGCGUUUGGGACAACAAUGACCUCUAUAGUCGAAUCGUGCUAAUAUCUCCUGGUAUGCGUAAACGACUUUAAGUCAGAGGCUGCAUUUCUCUUAUGUUAAUUAUUAGCUGUCAAAUCACAAUAAUCCAUAAAUGCUAUGAAUCUUUCUUUUUGGACAAGGUCUCUUUACGUAGUGUUCCAUGCGCAAGCUGCGCUACUCAACACGCCGUACGUGGGCAGAGGCGGAGAUAGGGGGUGAUCCGGGGUAGCCUUGGCCAUCAUGGACCGAAGCCUGGCCACCCCAUUGGCUACCCCACUCACAACUGUCGUUUUGGUCAUUUUUUUGUCUUGGGCACAAUUUAGUUAGUCUUUCUACACCAACGAUCAAACGAUAUUCGCAUGCGGCCCUCGAGCCAUCUUUUCAAUGAAUGUGGGAGAAAGUGGCUCUUUGACUAUUUAAAACCAAACCAUGAGAAAAUUGAACUGUUACAUCCCCAAUUUAGGCUUUUAUAUAGGCUUGUAUGAUCUUAAUUUCAUUAUAUAUAUAUAUAUAUAUAUAUAUAUAUAUAUAUAUAUAUAUAUAUAUAUGUAUAUA